Dentiscutata erythropus is the source of this 348-nucleotide messenger RNA. The record is from the annotation of a GenBank genome assembly. Lineage: Eukaryota; Fungi; Glomeromycota; Glomeromycetes; Diversisporales; Gigasporaceae.
AUGGACAACAAUAACACUGCUUUAUUGCUCCAAUUGUUAACAAAUCCAAGUGCUUUACAACAAACACUUGCAACUAUUGCACAAAGCCAGCAACAAAGUUUGUCUAUGUCUGAAACUAUUUUGCUAGUACCAUUUAAUGCUAAUAUUAGAAUUGUCAAUACAGCAGCAAAUGAUGAUGAUAAUAAUACUCAACAAUAUUUUAAUAUAAUCAAUACUCCAUCUUUUAAUACAAUUAAAGAUAAUAAUACUCAACAAUAUUCUGGUGAAAAUAUAAUCGAAGUUGAUGAUAAUAAUAAUACUCAACAAUCUUCUGGUGAGACUAUAAUUGAAGAUAAUAAUGAUACUUAA